Messenger RNA from Phyllotreta striolata, 384 nucleotides. The record is from the annotation of a GenBank genome assembly. Lineage: Eukaryota; Metazoa; Arthropoda; Insecta; Coleoptera; Chrysomelidae.
AUGCCCCACCUGGGCAAAUCUUUUCCCGAAAAUUUUGGAAUGGCUUUAGAUGAACAACAGAAGCUAUUAAACACAGGUCGUUCCCAGUUAUCCGUCACUAUAGUGGAAGUUGGAGGAACUCCCAAUCCCAGCCCUCUGUCGGAUCGGAGUAACGAGCAACUUCUUCAAACGCCUUUGGAUUCAGCUUCGAGUACGACAUGCUGUCAAGGCGUAAAUCCGACUAGUCUCCUGCUGGAAAACCCGCCGAAAUGGGGGGAAGCGGCGAGGUACGCUGUCAAACAACAUCGGAAAAUAGCCGGCAGAGCCACUUUCCAAGGACAAGUUUACAACUUUCUGGAAAGGCCUGAUAACUGGAAAUGCUUCCUUUAUCAUAUUAUAGUGUGA